Messenger RNA from Haliotis rubra (blacklip abalone), 912 nucleotides. RefSeq names its product glutamyl-tRNA(Gln) amidotransferase subunit C, mitochondrial-like. The transcript has 5 exons. The coding region runs from base 237 to 692 and encodes 151 amino acids. Gene Ontology annotation, molecular function: glutaminyl-tRNA synthase (glutamine-hydrolyzing) activity. Gene Ontology annotation, biological process: regulation of translational fidelity; glutaminyl-tRNAGln biosynthesis via transamidation; mitochondrial translation. Lineage: Eukaryota; Metazoa; Mollusca; Gastropoda; Lepetellida; Haliotidae. The record is from RefSeq and is a predicted model, not a curated record. Gene Ontology annotation, cellular component: mitochondrion; glutamyl-tRNA(Gln) amidotransferase complex.
AUUAUUAAGAUUGAUUGCAAAUGUCACAUUCCCUUUAUUGUAUUUAAUUAAAUGAAAGUAACUUAUCAUUUGUUUGAGUCCCAGUAAGCUGGGCCCCGUCUCACAUAUCGCAAGGUGGGCGCGCGCAAAGCGAGCCGGGAACCAGCUUACAGGGAACCAUCACUAUAUUGUGCAGAGUUGUCUGCUCUUGACGAGACUGGAAAGGAAGAAGGUGGGAGAAUAAUAAUACAUUGACCAUGAUACGAAAUUCUGCCCUUUUGUGCCAGCGUUGCUUGCGUCUCUCGAAGCCAGCGAAACGUCGCUUUGCAUCGAAGGUUCCUGAAAAUCCAACAUGGAUUGAAAUAGAUCCAAAGAAGUUGCCAGAGGUUCCUAAGAUCAGCAAGGAGUUGGUGGAGCAGUUGGAAAGACUGUCAUUGGUUGAGUUCACUAAUGAAGAGGGUAUCGCAUGUCUCUCCGCUGCUAUCCAAUCUGCCAACAUUCUCUACAUGGUGAACACAGAUGGCGUCGAACCUCUAGACACAGUUCUAGAAAACAGAGAAUUGUAUCUACGAAAUGAUGAUGUCACAGAUGGCAACUGCCGAGAUGACAUACUCUCCAACGCAGUUAAAACAGAAGAAGAGUACUUUGUUGCCCCACCAGGAAAUAUUCCUCUGGAAUCCAAGGACGAAGAUUACAAGAAGUCACUUUCAUGACACAGAGUUGAUAUUCCUGUGUAAGCUUGUGUUGUGUGCUGAAUAUGGACUGUGAACCAUUUCUGUGGAUGAGUGAGAUCAUAUGUCAAUCGUUGCUUACAUGAUUUGUAUGACAGCAAGAAAUAAAAGGAUUUUUAUCCCCCAAGUUCAAACAGUCUUCAUUUGUAUCCCAUUUUCAUUAUGAAAACAAUGUAGGAAUAAAAUAAACCUUAUGAUGUGA